Molecule: messenger RNA, 2313 nt
Organism: Molossus molossus (Pallas's mastiff bat)
Lineage: Eukaryota; Metazoa; Chordata; Mammalia; Chiroptera; Molossidae
Gene: ETFDH
Product: electron transfer flavoprotein dehydrogenase
Exons: 13
Coding region: 274-2127 (617 amino acids)
Biological process (GO): electron transport chain
Cellular component (GO): mitochondrial inner membrane
Molecular function (GO): electron-transferring-flavoprotein dehydrogenase activity; iron-sulfur cluster binding
Source: RefSeq, a predicted model, not a curated record
GCUGGGAUUUGGAGUCCCUUUCCUUCUCCUUCUCGGGUACAAGACCCGGAAACCGCUGCUGGCCUGUGCGUCACGCGUGGCGCCGGCGCAGAACGAGAGAGAGGCGGGAACGCCGUGAAGCCAAAGCGGUCGACUGAGCCGAGAGGCAAACUUCAGCUUUGUGCCUCGGGGCAGGUCAUGGCACCCCACGAGGCCUAGAGGUCCAGCACCCGCGGCGAGCCACUGGCAGUCCUCCUUCCGCUGUGUCCGACGAGUGUCCUGAUUACAGUGAACAUGUUGGUGCCGCUGGCCAAGCUGUCCUGCCCCGCAUAUCAGUGCUUUCAUGCCUUAAAACUUAAGAAAAAUUAUCUACCUCUGUGUGCUACAAGAUGGGCUUCAACUUCCGUUGUACCUCGAAUUACUACCCACUAUACUAUUUAUCCCCGGGAUAAGGACAAACGAUGGGAAGGAGUGAAUAUGGAGAGGUUUGCAGAAGAAGCAGAUGUAGUAAUAGUUGGUGCCGGCCCUGCAGGGCUCUCUGCCGCUAUUCGGCUAAAGCAGUUGGCUGCUAAACAUGAAAAGGAUAUCCGUGUGUGUCUUGUGGAGAAAGCUGCUCAAAUAGGAGCUCAUACUCUUUCAGGGGCUUGCCUUGAUCCACGGGCUUUUGAAGAACUGUUCCCAGACUGGAAGGAGAAGGGAGCCCCACUUAACACUCCUGUAACAGAAGACAGGUUUGGAAUUUUAACAGAGAAAUACAGAAUUCCUGUGCCAAUUCUUCCAGGUCUUCCAAUGAAUAAUCAUGGCAAUUACAUUGUACGCUUGGGACAUUUAGUAAGCUGGAUGGGAGAGCAAGCAGAAACCCUUGGUGUUGAAGUAUACCCUGGUUAUGCUGCUGCUGAGGUCCUUUUUCAUGAAGAUGGUAGUAUAAAAGGAAUUGCCACUAAUGAUGUAGGCAUACAAAAGGAUGGUGCACCAAAGACAACAUUUGAGAGAGGACUAGAACUACAUGCCAAAGUUACAAUUUUUGCAGAGGGUUGCCACGGACAUCUAGCCAAGCAACUAUAUAAGAAGUUUGAUUUGAGGGCCAAUUGUGAACCCCAAACCUAUGGAAUUGGACUGAAGGAGCUAUGGAUUAUUGAUGAAAAGAAGUGGAAACCUGGGAGAGUAGAUCACACUGUUGGCUGGCCCUUGGACAGACACACUUAUGGAGGCUCUUUCCUCUAUCAUUUAAAUGAAGGGGAACCCCUGGUAGCUCUUGGUUUUGUGGUUGGUCUGGACUAUCAAAAUCCGUACCUGAGUCCAUUUAGAGAGUUCCAGAGGUGGAAACACCAUCCCAGCAUUCAGCCAACAUUGGAAGGUGGGAAAAGGAUAGCUUAUGGAGCCAGAGCUCUCAAUGAAGGUGGCUUUCAGUCUAUACCAAAACUCACCUUUCCUGGUGGUUUACUAAUUGGUUGUAGCCCUGGUUUCAUGAAUGUUCCCAAGAUCAAAGGCACCCACACAGCAAUGAAAAGUGGAAUUUUGGCAGCAGAAUCUAUUUUUAAUCAACUAACUAGUGAAAAUCUCCAAUCAAAGACGAUAGGACUCCAUGUAACUGAGUAUGAGGACAAUUUGAAGAAAUCAUGGGUGUGGAAAGAGCUAUAUUCUGUUAGAAAUAUAAGACCCUCCUGCCAUGGAUUCCUGGGUUUAUAUGGAGGGAUGAUUUACACUGGAAUCUUUUACUGGAUACUCAGAGGAAUGGAGCCAUGGACUCUGAAACAUAAAGGUUCUGACUCUAGUCAGCUCAAGCCAGCCAAGGAUUGCACACCUAUUGAGUAUCCAAAACCUGAUGGACAGAUUAGUUUUGACCUUUUGUCAUCUGUGGCUUUGAGUGGUACUAACCAUGAACAUGACCAGCCAGCUCAUUUAACCUUAAAGGAUGACAGUGUACCUGUAAAUAGAAAUCUGUCAAUAUAUGAUGGGCCCGAGCAGCGAUUCUGCCCUGCAGGAGUUUAUGAAUUUGUACCUUUGGAGCAAGGUGAUGGAUAUCGGUUACAGAUAAAUGCUCAGAACUGUGUGCAUUGUAAAACAUGUGAUAUUAAAGAUCCAAGUCAGAAUAUUAACUGGGUGGUACCCGAAGGUGGUGGAGGACCUGCUUACAAUGGAAUGUAAACUGCAACUGAUUUCAUUUGCAGGCAAGUUUGAUAACGACUUUCUUUAAAAUAUAUGGUAAGCUAACUUUAAAAUGUUGAGAAGUUAGCAGGUGUCAAAAUAUCUUACAGCGUAUUAUUGACCAGAAUGUUCAUAAAAUAUCAGGGAAAUACAAAUUUUAUACUAUACCUAAAAUUGUCCCACAAA